AUGGCUUUCCAGUCUACCUCCAGCAUCGCUAUGGCUCUUGCUGGCAAGACCGCUUCUGUUGAUAUCCCUCAGCCUCGUGCUGGCCUGACUGGCAAGUCCCAGUCACGCCCUGGACAGCCGGCCAUGCUCCCUACGCCACCCAACUCCAUCUCCCCCAACCUCCGCCCACAAGGCUUCAAACACCGCCCUGUUCUCUCCCCAGGCUCGCCGCUGUCCACCGUACCCCAGCUGGACUCCGAUAUCGACCUGGAAGACGCAGUCGAGCAUGCAAACAUCCAGGAUCGCCCGCAGCCUACCCUCGACAGCGUAGGCGACAUCACUCCCCUCAUGCUGGCCAAAUACCACCUGCCCGAGAUCCUCCUGCAGCAAGGCCCGCUGGCUAUCCGCCAUGUCAUGGGCUACCUGACCACGUCGGUGCCCGGGUUCUCGCGCAUCUCACCCGCGAAAGCGCGUCGACUAGUCGUGGCCGCCUUAGAGGGUCGAGGAAACGGAGAAGCAGGCAACAUGGAUGGCGACGUCGUGUUUGAGAAGAUCGGCUGGGGACGCUGGGAUGCGCGUCGACGUGGCGAGCCCGCGCGCGACCGCUUCAACGCGACAUCGCCUCCGUCCAGCGUAGCGGGAUCCUUCCAGCAGCGUGGACUGCACAUCGAGGGGUCCUCAGCCUGGGAAAGCCGUCGCGGCAGCCAUGGUGAUUAUGACGCUAGAAUGGGUCGUAAUUCGAUCGCGUUUUCGUUCGCGGAGGAUUAUGGGGCGCGGGAGUACGAAGAUCUCGACAUGCUCGAGCAUGAGGCGGAUAAGAUGUCACUGGAUGGAGAUCGCGAGUACUGUUCUUCCUCUGAGGUAAUGGAUGACCUUCCUGCCGAUGAGUGGAAUGAAGGCGAUGUCACCGAUGAAGAAGACUGGGCGCAGAUUGGAGCGGAUGCACUGCGUGCUCGGUCGAUGACUGGCGGCGGUGGGUUUGUGCAAAAUGUGACGGCGCGAGCAAAACCUCUUCCUGGAAUAUUCGGCCCCACUGCAUCCACUAUGGCCAGGUCCACUCCACACAACUUUGACAACCAGGAACGCGCUGCGGUAGAGGCGCUUCUCCGUUUGGGCUCAAUGUGA
Molecule: messenger RNA, 1104 nt
Organism: Penicillium odoratum
Lineage: Eukaryota; Fungi; Ascomycota; Eurotiomycetes; Eurotiales; Aspergillaceae
Exons: 1
Coding region: 1-1104 (367 amino acids)
Biological process (GO): positive regulation of transcription from RNA polymerase II promoter by glucose
Cellular component (GO): nucleus
Molecular function (GO): sequence-specific DNA binding
Source: RefSeq, a predicted model, not a curated record